Molecule: messenger RNA, 435 nt
Organism: Eremomyces bilateralis CBS 781.70
Lineage: Eukaryota; Fungi; Ascomycota; Dothideomycetes; Eremomycetales; Eremomycetaceae
Exons: 3
Cellular component (GO): trans-Golgi network
Source: RefSeq, a predicted model, not a curated record
GACGCCUCACCAUCGUCAACCGAUUCUGGGGUGCGAAGACCACAGCACCGGACACUAUCGCGACCGGACCUCGCUCGAAAACAUAGCAGCUCCAUCAUCGUGUCGAGAGACACCCCUAAUAUCGAGAUCGAGAUUAACGAGGAGGAGUAUGACGAGGGAGACGCACGGACAAUGAGCCCGCGGAGAAGUAGUGAAGAGAUUGAUAGGAUGGGAGAGGAUGCGCGCCAGGCACUUAUUGAACAAUCAAAGGUUCUCCAACAAACGUUAUCGGAUAUCGUCGAGCAAGUCGAGUCGAUACGAACAGAACACGACAAGCUGGAGAGCGGGAACAACUUCCUACAAUCAUACAUCGGCGACCUCAUGGCCGCAAGCAAAAUUACAUCAACAUCAAGCUCCUCAAAACCUGGCAAAGGCAAAUCAAGAGGGGUAAAAUGA